AUGACGGGAGCAAGUGGCGUGAGCAUGACCGGUCCACUACCAAAAUGGCAACUUGCUUUGGCUGUUGCAGCACCGGUUGCUUUAGGUCUUGGUUAUAUGUACUAUAAAAAUAAUUCUAAACCGUCUUCAGAACCUAGUCGUGGUAAAUCAAAGAAUAAUUUCAAAAAAAAUGGCGCACCAAGCACUGAGAAACAAAUAUCAAUCGAUGUCGAUUGUCUACCAAAAAGUACGGCCGAACCAGAGACUCCACUAGAAAAAGCUCAAAAAUUAAAAGCUGAGGGAAAUGAAUUAUUUAAAAUAGGAAAAUACGAUGAAGCAAUAAGUCACUACAAUAAUGCAAUUAAAAUAUGUCCAAUAGAAAAUACAGAAGCUCUUGCUACUUUUUAUCAGAACAGAGCUGCUGCUUAUGAACAACUGAAAAAAUAUAGUAGUGUGAAAGCAGAUUGUACAAAGGCCUUAGAAUUAAACCCAAGAUAUGCAAAAGCAUUAUUACGUCGAGCAAGAGCAAUGGAACAUUGUAAUGAAUUAAAAUCAGCUUUUGAGGAUUUCACUGCUGCUUGCUUUCUGGAAAACUUUACUAAUCAAACUGCAAUUAUGAUGGCAGAUAAGGUUUUAAAACAAUUAGGUAGACAGCAUGCAGCAGAAUAUCUUGCAAAUAAAAAAUUAGUUGUGCCUAGUAAACAUUACAUUAAAACAUAUAUUAAUACUUUCUAUAAUGAUCCUGUUUUUUCUUUACAUCAGAAUCCUGAUUAUGGUAAUAUAUCUCCGGGUUUUGCAAAAGUUUUACAAUGUAUGCAGGAACAACAAUAUGAUGAUGUAAUACCAUACUGUACUGAAGAACUCAACAGUUCCAAUCCAGAUACUGUGUCACACAAAAUGGAAAUAUUACUCUUACGAGCUACAUUUUAUCUUUUAUUAGGACAGCAUGAUGCUGCAAUUGAAGACUUUGAAGUUAUUAUAAAUACUGAUGAUGUUCCAGUACCCCUGAAAGUGUAUGCUUUGAUAAAAAGAGCUACCUUAUUUAUGCAAUUAGAAAAUCCAGACAAGAGUUUCUGUGAUUUUAAAAUGGCUGCUGAACUUGAUCCUGAGUGUGGCGAUGUUUAUCAUCAUAGAGGACAUGCACAUUUACUUAUGGAAAAAAUACAUGAAGCCAGAGAAGAUUUUAAAAAAGCCACUGAACUCAACCCCAAUUUUGGAUUAGUGUAUGUACAGAAGUGUUAUACAGAUUAUCGUUAUGGUAUGGUGGAAAGAAGCACAGAAAUAAUAGAAAAAGCUAUGAAAGAUUUUGAAGUAGCCUUUGAAAAAUUCCCAGACUGUCCAGAAUGUUACACUAUGUAUGCACAGACAUUAAUGGAACUACAAGAGUAUCAGAAAGCAGACGCUUAUUUCGCUAAAGCAAUUGAAAAAGAUCCAAAUAAUGCUACAGUCUAUGUACAUAGAGGUUUAUUACAUCUACAAUGGAAUGCUAAUAUUAACAAAGCUGUUGAAUACAUUAAUACAGCUUUGAAAAUAGACGAUAAGUGUGAAUAUGGAUAUGAAACUUUAGGAACUAUUGAAGCUCAAAGAGGAAACAUAGAAGAAGCAAUAAAAUUGUUUGACAAGGCCUUAACGUUAAGUCGCACACUUAUAGAACUUACACAUAUUUUUAGUUUGAAAGAUGCUGCAAAAACGCGACUUACGAUAAAAGAGAAAUUGAAUUCAGAUAUAAUGUUGAACUUUCGGAAUAUUUAAUAAAUGUUUAUAAAGCUAUACUGAUCAAAAUCGAAAU
Molecule: messenger RNA, 1768 nt
Organism: Eufriesea mexicana
Lineage: Eukaryota; Metazoa; Arthropoda; Insecta; Hymenoptera; Apidae
Gene: Tom70
Product: translocase of outer membrane 70
Exons: 8
Coding region: 1-1731 (576 amino acids)
Biological process (GO): protein import into mitochondrial matrix; protein insertion into mitochondrial inner membrane
Cellular component (GO): mitochondrial outer membrane
Molecular function (GO): protein binding; transmembrane protein transporter activity
Source: RefSeq, a predicted model, not a curated record